Molecule: messenger RNA, 4920 nt
Organism: Penicillium daleae
Lineage: Eukaryota; Fungi; Ascomycota; Eurotiomycetes; Eurotiales; Aspergillaceae
Product: transcriptional regulator SIN3
Exons: 8
Coding region: 1-4920 (1639 amino acids)
Biological process (GO): negative regulation of transcription by RNA polymerase II
Cellular component (GO): Sin3-type complex; chromatin
Molecular function (GO): transcription corepressor activity
Source: RefSeq, a predicted model, not a curated record
AUGAAUUCUGGGAACGAUUCCUGGCACUCCUCGGCCGGUGGGCCUCCGUCGCACCCUGGCAUGGAUCAGAUGAAUCAACAGCGGCCCAUGGGGUCGUUUAGUCAAAAUCCCCCUCAGCAAGGCCCGGCGUCGCAACCCUCGGGGCCUGUUCUCCCUCCUCCAUCCGGGCCCUACCACCCCGGUGGUCAAGCCGGUCACUCUCUCCCCGGCCUAGCGGAAUUGAACCAGAGCCACGGGGCUCCCCACCAACCUCCUGCGUACGGACAGCACCCGGCGGGUUCGACUCAUGGCGCCGGCCACUCUCUUCCCGGCAUUGGCCAAGCCAUGUCGCAUGCUUCACCACAGUCUCUGAACCGGGAGCGAGAGCGGGACUCCCGAGAGCGCGAGAUUCUCGAGCGCCAGCGCCAGGAGGAGAUGGCGCACCGCGAACGCGAACAGAUGGAGCGCCAGCAAAUGGAGCGCCAGCAAAUGGAACGCCAGCAAAUGGAACGCCAGCAAAUGGAACGCCAGCAAAUGGAACGCCAGCAAAUGGAACGCCAACGCGAGCACCACCCGGUUCAGAGCCACACGGGCUCGAUCCCCCUCCACCAGCCCGUCGCCUCCAAAGUUCCCAACUCUAUUCACGGCCCGAACGGUCUUUUGUCGAAUCUCGGCACGAACCCGCCCAAUGGCCCGCAGGCUAACGUGCAAGCUUCCGGUGGACCGGGGGCUCUUUUCGGUGGACCUCAGAUGCCGCACGGCGAGGGUACUCCGAGAUCGUAUAUGCAACACCCGACAGGUCCUCCUAUGAUGGGAUAUAAUGGACAGGGGCAGCAGAUCCCCGGGAAUGUUGCGGCCCUGGCUCAGGGCCAACAGCCGAUUCUUAACGAUGCCCUCAGCUAUUUGGAUCAGGUGAAGGUGCGAUUCGUAGACCAGCCCGAUGUGUAUAAUCGGUUCUUGGAUAUAAUGAAGGACUUCAAGAGUCAAGCCAUCGAUACCCCAGGUGUAAUCCAGAGGGUUUCCACAUUGUUCAAUGGCCACCCUGCCCUUAUCCAAGGCUUCAACACCUUCCUGCCUCCAGGCUACCGCAUCGAAUGCGGUACCGAAGACAAUCCAGAUGCGAUCCGUGUGACCACCCCCUCCGGGACAAACACCCUGAGCAUGCCCCGAGCGGGCCGCCCGCUUGAUGCCGCUAAUGAGCUUGGCCCUUCUGGAGGUUUGGGUCCUCAUCCUCGCUCUGAUUACUACGAACAGUCUCGCCCUGGUUGGCAGCAGACUCAGCAGCAACAGCAGCCAGGUCACCAGCAAGGCGCACCGGGUUCAUAUUCUCCCGGCUCGCGCUUGAUAGGUCCUUCUGGCUUGUACCAACAGGAAGGGCAGGCCCCUCCACAAGAUCAUCACUUUGCGUAUCAAAGCCAGGAAGCUCAGGGUGCUUCGGCGCUUUCUCAUCCGCAGGAUCACCGUGGUGUGGCCCAGCUGCAAGGUGCGGCAUCGGCAGCAUCUGGCUUGGGAAGACCGUCUAUGCUCCCAGUUUCUGGAGCCGGCUCGAAUCAGUCUAUGAGCAGUUUGGCCGGUGUCGGUGGUAUGCUCCAGGGUGGACACACGGAUCUGAACAAACGAGGUCCUGUCGAAUUCAACCACGCAAUCAGCUACGUGAACAAGAUUAAGAAUCGUUUCUCGUCUGCACCUGAGAUUUACAAGCAAUUCCUUGAGAUCCUGCAGACUUACCAGCGCGAGUCAAAGCCAAUCCAAGACGUUUACGCUCAGGUCACUCAACUUUUCAACACUGCUCCGGACCUCUUGGAGGACUUUAAGCAAUUCUUGCCUGAAUCUGCAGCCCACGCCAAGCAACAGGCACAAGCACGCAUGGCUGAAGAGGCAGUCCCUACGUCUAACCUCCGUGGGGAGCCCGUGGGCUUACCUUCUUCGACUCCGAACCGCGACGUGAAGAUGCCACCUCUCGGGCAGUUCAACGUCAAGGACUCUGGGAAGGAAAACAAGAAGCGACGAGGUGGCCCUGGCGUUGGUCUCUCGUCUGUCUCUGGCCCCUCUGGCGUUGAUGCGGCUCGCAUGCCCGAGGCUCGAGGCGGUCCUCCUGCAGGCUCUUUCACCAACGGCAACAAGCGGCCUAAGCACUACCAUGGAAAGUCUUCUGGAGCUGACAUUCCCAACGUCUCUCCAACUCUGAUCCCUGCUCUUCCUGAACCGGUGCCGCCAAGUGUCAUGACAACGCCUAGUCAGGAAGAGAUUGCCUUUUUCGACCGUGUCAAGAAGUUCAUUGCCAACAAGCAGAUCUUCAGUGACUUCUUGAAGCUGUGCAAUUUGUACACGAAUGACCUGAUCGAUCGUUUCGUUCUGGUCAAGCGGGCGGAGGGAUUCAUCGGCUCCAACGCCGAGCUCAUGAGCUGGUUCAAGCGGUUCAUGAAUGUGGAAGAGCCUGAGGACAAGACCAUUGACCCGAAGCCUCAGACCGAGGCUGGCGUGGUCAAUCUGGCACACUGCCGGUCCCUGGGACCCAGCUAUCGUCUGCUGCCUAAGCGCGAGCGGCAGAAGCCGUGCAGUGGUCGUGAUCAGCUCUGCCAUGAUGUCCUGAACGAUGAGUGGGCCUCACAUCCGACCUGGGCUUCAGAGGACUCUGGUUUCGUUGCCCACAGAAAGAACCAGUUUGAAGAUGCUCUGCACCGCAUUGAGGAGGAUCGUCAUGACUACGAUCACCACAUUGAGGCCUGCACACGCACUAUCCAGCUCAUUGAGCCGAUCUGCCAGCAAUUCUUGCACAUGUCGGAAGCUGAGCGGGCGAACUUCAAGUUGCCUCCUGGUCUGGGUGGUCAGAGUGAGGCUAUCUACCAGCGGGUAAUCAAGAAGGUCUAUGACCGCCAGCGUGGUGAGAAGAUCAUCCGCGACAUGUUCGACCGUCCUUGUCAGGUUCUCCCUAUCGUCCUCUACCGUCUCAAGCAAAAACUUGAAGAGUGGAAGGCGUGCCAGCGUGAAUGGGACAAGGUCUGGCGCGAGCAGAUGCAGCGUGCCUACUGGCGUAGUCUGGACCACCAGGCCAUUGCCACCCGCUCGACUGAUAAGAAGCUCUUCAUCGCAAAGAACAUUCAGUCAGAUCUGCAGGCCAAGCUGGAGGAGACACAAAGUAGGCGCAAGAGCGGCCUGAAGCCACCCAAGUACCAGAUGGAGAUGAAGUUCAAGGAUCUGGACGUCUUGCUGGAUACCGCCCAUCUGCUCUGCCUGUUCAUUGAUCGGAGUACCUCUGGCUUUGGUGCGGACCCGGCUCGUCUGAUCAGCUUUGUCAAGGACUUUAUUCCGAUCUUCUUUGGACUAGACCGCGAGGCCUUCCACGAGUACAUGGACGAGUUGAUGCUCAGCGCGACUCCUGCUGAGGAGUUGGAAGAUCACUUUGGUGCUGACGAUACCUCGAUGGCUAGCCGUAAGGCUCCCAACACGCAGAAGCUGGAUCUCUUGCGUGAGACUCUUGAACAGAAGCUAGGGAAGAGCAAUGGUCUAGUUCAGGAGGAUGGCGUCGCUCCUAAUGCUGCUGCUGUACCUGCACCCGCGCCUGUGACUACCCAGCUCGCUACUCCUGACGUGCGGGCUACUUCUACGGCCAUCUCCGAGCCGGAGGACAACUUUGAUGUUGCUGAGCUGAAGUGGAUGGAGCACCCUGGCCAGGGCAACUUCAAUCUCGAGCGCGAGUACACGCUGAACGAGAAGUACAAGAAGACCGAGCACCAGAUGUACUGCAACUUGAAUCUAUUGUGCCUUCUCCGUACCUUUGAGAUUAUGUACUCUCGGCUGCUGCGCAUCAAGGAGCAGGAAGAAGGGGCUCACGAGCAGGUCCGCCGUGGCCUUCUGCCAAAACCUGCUCAUGAGUUGUGCUUGAUUGACCGCUUCCCUGGUGACUUCUUCUACGAUGUUGAUCCCAAGGCCAACCUGUACAAGCAGAUUGUGCGCAUGUGCGAGGAAGUUAUUCGCGGGGAUAUCGACACGGUCCACCUGGAAGAGACCCUGCGUCGCUUCUACAUGCAGGGUGGAUACCUGCUGUACAACUUGGAGCGCAUCCUCUCGUCGAUUAGCAAGUUUGUGGCGUCCAUUUUCACUGGUGAUGCGAAGGAUCGCAGCUCAGAUAUCGCGAACUUGUUCUUCAAGGAGCGCGAGAAGAAUGAGACUACUCAUCACCAGGAGAUGCAGUACCGCAAGCAGGUGGAGAGGAUGAUCAAGGAGGGCGAUAUGUAUCGUGUUACCUACUUCCCAUCCGACCGCCACGUCACCGUUCAGGUUAUGACCACCGAAGACGCCACCCUGGACAGCGACGAACUCAGCUCCGAGGCCCGCUGGUCCUACUACGUGACAGCCUACUCCAUGCGCGACCCCACCGAAGGCGUCCCCUACUCCGACAUGCGCAUGCCCUUCCUCAAGCGUAACCUUCCCAGCAAACUGGACGAGGACGAAGAGUACGACCGAUUCUACCGUCGCCUGCAGCACUUCGAUGGUCUGAUCAUUCGCAUCUGCGCCAACAACUACACCAUCCUCUACCAACCCCCCAGCCACGAUUGGUUCUGGCGCUCGACCGCGCCCGUCCACGACAAGGACGCAGACGCCGAGGCCAUCAAGGCCAAGGAAGAGGAGCAGAGCAAGGAGAAAGCUGCUUCGCGUGAAAAGCGCCAUGAUCGCUUCAUCGAGAAGUUUGUUAAUAACCCCAACUGGGCGCGCGGUCUGAGCAAGGAUAAAGUCGAUGAGUCGAAUCAGCGGUUCCGCUCUUGGUUGAAUGGGACUCUUGAAACAGAGGAUUCUGCGCCUGCCGAGGCACCGGAGUCCGCUGCCACUGCUGCUCCCACUACCGAUACCCAUGAGGAUGUCCAGCAGACCACCGAGCAGGCUGAUACCGAUAUGGCGGACGCCGAGCCCGAGACCGCGGCUGCGGCUGUUGAGGCGUAA